Messenger RNA from Aureobasidium musti, 966 nucleotides. The record is from the annotation of a GenBank genome assembly. NCBI's taxonomy places the organism in Eukaryota, Fungi, Ascomycota, Dothideomycetes, Dothideales, Saccotheciaceae.
AUGCCUUCAUCCACAAGAGACAGUGCCAUUCCAGGAGGUGUGUGGUGUCCUGUGGUGUCCUUGUACAGAAACACGCCUCGUCAAGAGGUUGAUCUCGACGCAUCACGCAAAUACUUUGCUUUCUUGAUACGAGGAGGCGUUAGUGGUCUCGUACUCCAGGGCUCUACAGCAGAAGCCGCACUCUUGUCGUCAUCAGAACGCAUAGAUCUUAUCAAGACUGCGCGACAAGCAGCGGCAGAUGUCGGCAAGCCCGACUUCCCGUUGAUGGUCGGCAUCAGUGGUCAAUCUACGAAUGAGACCCUGCAGUUGGUCGACGAUGCGGCCAAGAAUGGAGCAGACUUCGGCCUGUUGCUCCCGCCCUCAUAUUGGCCCAAAGCUGUCACCAAUGAUGUGAUGGUCGAAUUCUACGAGGAAGUGGCGGACAACAGCCAGAUUCCGAUUGUGGUUUACAACUUUCCUGGUGUGACCAGCGGUAUCGACCUGGGCGUGGACGUGCUUUCGAAGCUGGCCAAACAUUCGAACAUUGUCGGAGUCAAACUUACAUGUGCCAAUGCCGGCAAAGUAGCCACCCUGACUGCACAAUACACACCAGAUCAGUUUGCAGUAUUUUCCGGUCAAUCAGACUGGCUACUCCCAUGUCUUGUUAGUGGCGGUAUGGGCUGCGUCACGGGAAUCGGUAACGUCUUUCCCAGAUCAGUGGUCAAGUUGUAUUCGUUGUGGCAGGAGGGCAAGCUGGAUGAAGCUCGACAGCUGCAAGGCCAGGUUGCACAAGCUGAAUCGGCUUGCAAGAAGGGUCUCGCGGCGACCAAAUUCGGAACCGCGUACUUUGCCGGUCCUGCCGCAGGACUCGAAGACCAGAGUUUGUUCCUCCCGCGAAAGCCGUACAAGCUAGCAUCGAAAGAUUUGCAAGCGUCGACAAUCCUCACCAUGCAGAUUUUGGCGAAGUUGGAGUCUUCUUUGAUGUGA